GCCGCGUCUCAUUUAUAUGCAAAUCAGACUUCUCAUUGUAGCAUUCUGUUAUCUCCACUGAUAGCCUACUCACAACACAGAUAAAAGGUCCAUAUAAAUGAGUGAAAAGGAUACCGUCUGUACAGCUCGGCACAUAAGUUGAACGCAUAACGGACACUUGCAGACCAUAUCCAAAGAUGUCAAACACUCAGCAAGAAUCGGUACCAAGUAGAGUGAUCGAAGAGGAGACAGAGAUUACUAAAGAAUCCAAGAGAUUGGAGAUUUGUGGUGUCAAAUCAGCAGAGAGCGGUGACUUGAAUUCAGCAUUAGAUUAUUUCAGUCAAGCUAUCGAAGUCGCACCCCUUAGAGCAUCAGGAUACAACAACAGAGCUCAGGGAUUGCGACUGAAAGGUGACGUACAAGGGGCCAUAUUGGACCUGGAUAAGGCAGUUGAGCUGAGUGGUGGAAAAGGAAAAGUAGCAUGCCAGGCAUAUACACAAAGGGCAUUGAUCAGGCGUCUUGAAGGUCAAAAUGAACUUGCUUUAGAGGACUUUAAAAGUGCUUCCAGUUUAGGCAGUGAGUUUGCAAGAUCUCAAGUCAUUCAACUGAAUCCAUAUGCAGCAAUGUGUAACAAGAUGCUCUCCGAAGUCGUCACAAAACUCAGAAACGGGGAAUAUCUAGACAGUUAGAGAUUUCUGAGAUUAACUGUGGACCUUAAUUUGUUAUUAUAUAACAUUGUGUAUGUGCUAUAAUUGGGUGGGGGUGGGGGUGGGGGUACUGUAUAGGGCUUUAUUUUUAUUAGCUGAGUUAUAUACAUUGUAAUAAAGUGUUGUUUUAUUCAGAAACCUGUGAAUUUAAAAGUGAAUUUAAACCCAGGGAUUAUUGCUUCUUGUGCAUGUUCAAAAAGAAGAAACCUGUGAAUUUAAAAGUGAAUAUAUCUGCAACCCAGGGAUUAUUGCUUCUUGUGCGAAAAGAAGAAAUAUUGGUGCAAAUUAAAUCUCUCAACUGUCUGAGUGCCAAAGCCUAAUUCAGGCAUCCACAAAAUAGUUCCAUUGAUAUAACAACAAAUGUUGACAAAAAUCUAACGUUUUUGAUCAAAACUAAAAGCAAUGUCUGUUUGGUCCAAAAUUAAGACUACAUUCAGUGACAAUAAACUUUCUGGUCAAUCAGUUUUCCAAAUCAUGAAAAUUAAUUUUUUUUUUCUAAAACCUCAAAUUGCUCUGAUGCACCAGAAUGCACCAGAUGUUGACCAGAAACAAAAACAUUCUUUUAUUUGGGCCUAAGACAGUUCUAGACAUAGAAUGUACCACAGAAGCCAUAUUCAUCUUUUGGGGCUACACACAUGACAGGGCUGUGUGGUCAUCUCUCUAUCAAAUGGCAUUUUAAUGUGCUAUCCUGGCGUAAACCAGGCUCGAACACAAGCACCUACGGACCUUAACCAAGAUUCCCCCCCAAAGUCACAUUCAUUAGUGAAUGAAUCUCGGCCAGUGGAAUUGGUCUUCUCAUUUACUGAUAAAAAAAAAAAUAAUACAUGACUAUUGUAGAAUUAUUUCAAAAAUUUGUUUUUUACAAAUUUUUAUAUUUGGCACAUACAUCAUGCAUAUUGGAAUACAUCUCCAUGUCAGUUUGUUUCAUAAAACAAUCAAAGAUGGCCAACUGGCAGCCGUCUUGAUUUAAAAGUGUGGUAUCUUGGACAUGUUUUGUCGGUUUUCGUUCAAACUUGGUACAUGCAUAUUACAUGUUGGCAUUUCAAAAUCUGAAUCAAAAUGCCUGACUGGCAGCCAUUUAGUUUUAAUAGAUAGUAUUUUAUAAAAGCAGUUACAACUACCAUUGCAACUUUCAACCACUAAUCCAUAAUCGGAUGAUACAAUAUUUGACAACCAUAGUUACUAAAAAAAAACAAAAACAUGACACUAGUUUAAAAAAUAAAAUACUAUGUCCAAGUUAAAACUAGGUCAACAGGUAAGGGUUGCAUACUUACAAAAGGAUAUGCACUUCAGGCAGGAAAAUUUACCAUCUCUAGUCACCAUACCAUCUCUCAUUUCAGUUCAUUUCAAACAAUUCGUAAUGGUUUUUGAUGCUGUUUUUCUUAGCUCCACUGUCAACCUUGUCGAGCGGAGCCAAUCAUAUGAGUGAUUAUCCGUCGUUGUCUGUGUCAGCUUUUUACUUUUCGGAUUUCUUCUUGAAAACUACAAUUCUUACUGCUUUGAUAUUUGGUGUAUAUGUACCGGUACCUUGGGCAGAUUUAUCUUAAUUUUUUUCAUUUCGUAAUGAUAUCUCUAAUUUUGAUAAAUAUUUUUGGUAAAAAGUGAUAUUUUCAACUUCUUGUUAAAAACAGCAAGUCAACAUAUGUACCGGUACUUGUUUUACCUUUACAAAAUUAACCCAGAUAGAAUGUGUAAAAUGAUUUUUGAAUAGGAUCUAUGACAUCUACAUCAUAGCACGUUAGCAUGUUAGCUCUUUAGUUUACGAAACAUGCAGUGCAAGCCAACAAUUUUAGAUAUCUGAUUAAAUUAAGAAAAUUGCAAGUGCUGUCAUUUUGUCACAGAAAGCACAUUCCAUAAUAAUUCUUUAGAGUUGUAAAACUAUAAAAACUUUAAAAUUCUUGGAAAAAUUUGCAUGCCUAAAUCUUAGGGGAAAAAUAUUUCACAAAUUGGAAAAAAAAAACAAUUGCAACAAAUUCAUCAUGGGAAAAAUAGCACAAAACUCAAUGAAGGAACAAAAUAUUUUGCACAGUAUUUUUCUGCCAUCAACCCCAGAGUUUCUAUGGUCCAUCAGAAAUGCAUAUUAAUGUGGUUGGAUAUAUAAAGUAUUUCAGUUUUUGAAUAUUUUGUUUCAAUAUGGGGACUAUGACAUUCAUAAAAUUAAAUUGGCUGGUUGGCUUGUAAGAAUACAUGAGCAUCAUGAUUCGUUAUAUGGCCGAGUCUAAGAAGGUCUACCACCGGUAACCAUCCUUUUCGAUCAUAUCUCUGAUAUCCAUGUAUAGUCUCAUAUUUUUGUCACAUAAUAUUUGUAUUUGUAUAAUAUAUUCCGAAGAUUACAUUAUAAGUUCAGAGUAAACUUUAAAUGUUCAGAAGUAAACUUUAACUGACACUGCAAGUUGUAUAUUCCUGAACAUACUUUGUACAGAUUCAUGUCUGACUUGUGCUUCAUUCUCAUUAAAUUAUAAAUGAAAACAUUGUUAGAAAGAUGGCCAUUGGGUAACACUAUAACAAAUAAGCUGGUAAACACUUACGAUACUGGA
This is a messenger RNA of Saccoglossus kowalevskii, 3223 nucleotides long. RefSeq names its product tetratricopeptide repeat protein 36-like. The record is from RefSeq and is a predicted model, not a curated record. Gene Ontology annotation, molecular function: protein binding. NCBI's taxonomy places the organism in Eukaryota, Metazoa, Hemichordata, Enteropneusta, Harrimaniidae.